This is a messenger RNA of Dermacentor silvarum, 7536 nucleotides long. Its product is annotated as nuclear pore membrane glycoprotein 210-like. The record is from RefSeq and is a predicted model, not a curated record. Gene Ontology annotation, cellular component: nuclear pore. NCBI's taxonomy places the organism in Eukaryota, Metazoa, Arthropoda, Arachnida, Ixodida, Ixodidae.
GGCGACCAUGCCAUGCGCCGUUCGUGCGCGCGCUUCUUGUCGUUCAAAAGAACGCCUUGGUUGAAGAAAGGCGAACUACUCGGAUUGUGUAUAGCCUUACCGGCCGUAAUUUCGAGAUUCGUUUAUUAUCUGGGUCUAUUUGAAGCAUGGGGAUAGUGGGAUGGGUGCCGAGUUACUGCUGCCUCUUGGUACUAGUGCUGAGCGUGACGGAAGAGGCAAGGUUGAAUGUGCCGCGACUUUUAUUACCGCAUCUUGUCGAAGUCGCCUCAAAUUUCACCCUUCACCUGGUGGAUGUGGAUGAGCGCAGCUGCUAUGAGUGGCACUCAAGCCGACCAGAGGUGGCAACCGUGUCCGCACAGGGCAACUGCUCACAGUAUGCGACAGUGUCGGCGGUAUGGGGCCAACCUAGGCGACAGACGGCCACAGUGUUGGCACGUGAAACAAGCACUGGUGAGACGCUGCGCUGCGAUGUGAUCAUCGACCAGCUGGCCUCGCUCAAGAUGUUGACCACGACGCGAGUGCUGCUGCUUGAGGACUCGCCUGAGCUCCUUGAAGUGCAGGGCUUAACCCACCAAGGGGACACCUUCUCCUCCAUUGAGGGCUUGUCCUUCGAAUGGAGCCUGCAACAGCAAGAGCCUGUGCUCAGGUUUGUGCCCGUGUCCGAGUGGCCGUACGAACUGCCGAGCCCUGGACUGCUCUUGUGGGAGUCGAGGGGCCUCCGUGGCUGGGCAGUGCUGCUGGAGGGCAGGGCGGCGGGCACGGCGCGACUGUCAGUGCGCCCCACGCACACAGCCUACAAGCACUUGGCAACUCAAGAUCUUGAGCUCCGGGUGGUGGACAGCGUGCAACUCGAACCCUUGGCUGUGUACCUGCUACCUGGCUGUCAGGCCUGCUUCCGGCUGCAGCGACUCAUGCAGGGACGCCCACCAAGCCCGGUGGCCCCAUCGGAGCGAUACACCCAACGCAUUGAGGACAGCCGGGUGGCACGACUGACGGGGCUGUGCGUGUUGGCCCAAAGACUGGGUCAAACACAGCUGCUGCUGACCAACGCACACCUGUCCGUGGAUGGCCGUCAGCCGUCUGCUGAUGUGCUCGUCGUCAAGCCAAGCUAUUUGCGCUUCUCGGUGUCCCCGGGAGAUGCUUGGGUACUUGAGCGUCAGGCCUUGUACUGGGUGCAGGUGCAUAUUUUUGAUGAGCAGCAUCAUCGGAUCCACGCCAGUGAGGGUCUCAACAUGGAUGUGCAUUUCCCGCCAGAAUAUUUCGAGGUGAACUACUCUACGGAAAACGGCACACUUCACUGGGUGCGUGCCCUUCAGACUGGCCGCACCGUGAUUCGGGCUGAGCUGGUGGGUUGCCGGCAGCCGGACGGGUCGCUGGUACCAGCCACGGCGUUGGGAGAGCAGUCAGUGUCCAUCCAAGAGCGGCUGACAGUGCAACCUGAGGAGGUUUGGCUGCCCUGGGAGCCCGAGAAGCAGCCAGCGUACACUGUAGAAGCGCACGCCUAUGGAGGCACGGGAGCUCCCGUGCGAUGGCAGCUGGACCAAGAAGCACCAGCAUGGGCCAGCAUCGAGGGCCCCACUCUGGGCCCAUCAGCCACAGUGAUGACUCGGGGAGGCCCUGGCCAGGUGCAGCUUGUGGCACGCGACAGCCACUUUGCCCCUGCCAGUAUGCGGGUAUCAAUCGUCCCUGUUGUUGAGCUGGAGGCCCACGGUGCUCCUGCGCUCGAGGCGGAGCUACCUGCUGGCGAGCUGCUGGUGGCCAUUGCUAUGUAUGGUCGUGACUCCGAGAACCAACAGCUGAGGCGGUUUGAUAACUGCAGCCAGGUGCCACUUGCCAUGGAAGUUCUGGACAAGGGAGUCCUCAAACCUGUGCCAGAUGUGGUGGAAGGAGGUCCACCUGUAGGGCGUGGCUGCACGAGUGUUCGGGUGCAGUGCCAGGCUGCUGGGCACACACGCGUGCAACUGAGCCAUGGCGCAUUGCAAUCCACCCUGCUGCUUGGCUGCUACGAGUCCCUGCAGGCUGUGCACCCGGUGAAGAGUGUCGCAGUUGCCUACGGGUCCUACAAAGAGGUGGCCUUUGAGGGGGGCCCCCGGCCCUGGCCCUUGCUGCCUUCAGGCCACCGUGUGCAAUUGUCGCCGAGCAAUGCUGACCCAGUGACCAUCAUGCGCAUCAUGGAUCCAUUCCAUAAAAACAGAGACCUGCACGUGUUUCGAGUGCUGUGCCAGGGACUCGGUGAAACGGACCUGAAACUCGUAGUGGGCAACAAUGCAUCGGCCACCUUGCCAAGCCCAGCUACCAGCCAGAAUUCCAUCAGGUUUGCAUGUUCCUUACCUGCAUCUGUGGAACUUCGGCUAAGUUCGUCGGCGUCAUGCCCUGAGAACAAGGUGCCAAGCAGCGGUGGUCCCCUAGAGGUGGAGCUUGUUGUGCGGGAUGCUGAUGGCCGGCAACUGGCCAACACAUCAUCUCUGGACGUGCUGUGGGAAGUGUCAGACCACACUCUGGCCAAGAUGGCCAGUGACUGGGACGUGGCGAGCCAUGUGGACGGCUCAGCUGGUUACCGUCAUGUUGUUCGGGACUUUCAGGUUCUGCAGCCGCAAGGGAAGACUGGACUGCUUACGGUGACUGCAACAGUGCUUGGCUUCAGUGUCCAGGUGCUCCAGCAGGAAGCCUUGCACCAGUACAAGGUGCAGACGGUGAGCGGCUCGUUGCAACUGGAGCUAGUGGAAGCUGCGCGCCUGUCAAGCAGCAGUGUGCGAAUGCUUGCGCACCCAUCCCAUCAGGUGAAUGUGAGCAUACUGGAUGGCUCGGGCCACUUUGCACUGGACGGUGCAGAUGGUGCUCCCGUGGCAGGGCUAACACUAUCUCAUAGACAGCUGCAGUUGCACGGCUUGAGGGAAGGUCGUGUUGAGGUCCACCUACGGGACCUCUGCCUGCCUCGGGCCCCCGCAUUGCCACUGCAUGUGUCGGUCGUGUGGCCCGCCCAACUGAGGCUCGAGCUGUCCUCCCCUCACGUGCAAGUCGGCGCUGAAGUGGAGGUCACGGUGCACCUGGAGGACACGGAGGGCAAGCCACUGUCCGCUUCGCUGGCCCUUGUCGACCAGACCGUAGGCCCUCUGUUCCUACGGCCCCUGGAGGAGGGACGCAACUGCCGCCGCUUUGCUAUUCGAGGCAAAGCCCUGGGCAGCGGCACCGUGCAGUUCAUGGCCGAGGCCUUCCCUAAACAGCUGUUCAGCGCCCCAGCCACCAUCCAUGUGUUCGCCCCACUUCGCCUGGAGCCCCGCAACCUGACCCUGCCUGUGGGCUCUGAAUUCCAGCUGGUCUGGUCGGGAGGUCCCAUCAACAUGGCCGUCAAGUUUGACCUAGUCGAAGAUGUGCCAUGCCUGUCUGUGUCGCCAAGUGGACUGGUGCAGGCACGGGGCCCACCUUGCCAGGGCCGCGUGCAGGCCGUGGCCGUGGCUUCUGGUGGCAGAGAUGAGACCCUGGUGCAUGUGGUGGCCAUCAAGGAGCUGGGACUGCACUGCCCCUUGCGUGAGAUCAUCCAGGGCACAGAGGUGGCUGUGCAUGUGGAGGCCUCGGGUGGCCUGGGUCCCAAGGUGGUGUGCCUGUCGGCCGAACUGACCCGCUCCAUGCGCUGGGUGGCUUCAGAGCACGGCCUGGUGUCCCUGGUGGCACCUCUGACACAAGAUGCACCUCCUGAUAGAUUGUGUGUGGCCCACGUACGCGCCCUCCUUCCGGGGCAUCUGGAGCUGCGCCUACAGUGGCGAAACCGCACUGCUGCAGUAUUGCCCCUCGAGGUGGUCCCGCGUGCAAAACUUCUAGCACCAGCCCUGGCACAGCCUGAGUCUCUGGUUUUGGGUCCUGGAGCACAGCUGGCCCUCGAAGUGUCAGGGGAGCCAUCCUUAGAGCCCAUGGAGCCCAGUGGCAUGUCUGUGCGACUGGAACGGCAACCACCCGUGCUGCAUGCCCUGUUGGCCCCUGGCUCUGCCCUGCUCUCGGUCCGACGAAAGUCGCAGCAGCGCAUCUAUCUGGUCCAGGUGGACACUGUGGCGUACGCUCUGGUACGGCCAGUCGGUGGUGAGCCUUGGGGUGCCGUCGAUGCGCCUCUGUCUUUGCCCGUUGGUCUGGAGCUCGUGGUGGAGGUACUACUUUACAACAGUCUCGGCCAGCGCUUCCACGCGACCAACCUAACCAUGGAGGCCCACAGCUCCCGGAGUGACCUUGUGUCGGUGGAGGAGCAGGAUGGUGACAGUGGUCGCUGGAAGCUGCGCGUGCGAGGCGCUGGCUGGACGCUGGUGCACUGGUCAGUCAGUGGCAGUAGCGAUGCCGAGGUUCUGCUGCCCCUGCUGUCUGUGGUGAAGGACGACCUGGCAGUCUACUGCUCGUGGGCGAGCGCUUUUGGCUGCAAGCACCAUUUGCUGCCGGCCACUGGGUCGCUGAGCAUGGUCCCUUGCGGAUCACAUCAGCUGCACCCGGCUGCGCGCUGGCCCACAUGGUACUGCCUGGGGGACGCUGGCCUGGCCCUGUGGACGGGUUCGCCCCAGGGACAGCUUCGACGCGCUUUGGAGGCGCAGCUAGCCACUAGAGUGCACCUGGAGAUCCCCAGCCUUGUGAAGGAAGAGGGCAUGCCCGUGCUUCUUCCAACUGGCCAGGAGCGCUUGCUGUUUGUUCGCUUCGAUGGGCGUACCUCCAGUGUUCAUGGUGAGCCUUGCACGACAGUGCUCACUUUGGAGGAGCAGGAAGAUUACGAUUCACCCUUCACCUGCUGGGUGCACUACAAGAAUGGUACAGAUGCUACGCCAGACCUGCUGGAAGUGUCGGCGGGCUUCAGCUUGGCCUAUGGCGGUCACUGGUGCCGGGUGCGGAGUGUCGCAGAGCCAGCCGAGCUUGAGCUCCCCCUGCUGGUUGGAGUCAGCCUGCCAGCCAAAGGAGGAGAGUCUGAGCCGGUCUCUCUGUCGCUGGUAGCGCCUAUCCAGCUCGUCCGCGUGGAACCCGUUGGAAGCCACGUUCAACUGGUCUACCUGGCCGGUCCCAGCGUGGCCACCAAGGUCCAGAUUCGGCGGCCGGACGGGGUUCACAUAGCCCCCUACAAGGCACCGGAGCGGAUUGGUGAAACUAGCCACUGGAAGGUGACGCUGCGGGCACCCUCGCACACUUCGUGGCUUGUGUUGGAGAGUCCAAGCACGGGGCAGAGGUUGCGUGUGCCUUUGGAGAAGUACAACUUAGGACAGGAGAGUGGAUGGAGUAGCUGGCUGCAAAACACAUUCUUUGUUGUUAUAGCAGCGGCUGCAGGUUUCUACUACGUGUUCUAUUAUCAGCGCCCCCCUGCCGAGCGCCCACCGGGCGCUGCUACCCCUAAUAUCAUGACAGCUGCUCUCAGGACACAUGACCAGCAGCAGCGGUCACCAAGCGGAGUGAUGCCUUAUAUCGGCCAGACUGAGCCGGUGCGCCUCUGGAGCAGGCUGGACAGCAGCACCAGCUGGUCCAGACCCUGCACACCAUCAGAACAGCCAAGCACAGCCUAGCCAAACUUACCAAAGCCAGCUUCAGCCAGCAGAGUUCAAGCCAAAGAACUGUGCUGCAAAGGCGGGGUGUGGUUGAUACAGGGGUUCAUUUAUAUUUAAUUGUAAUUGCGAGUAAGGGGCAGCUUAUGUGGAGCGACAGUGUGGGCAACUGGUGGACUCACAUUGACCAGCCACAAUUCGUCGGGAACAAAACAGAUUGUGCUUGGUCAAACCAGUGCUGUGACUUUAACGUUGUCAUUACUAUUAGUAUUAUUAUGAAGCACCUGCAAUUGCGAGUUGCUAGCAGUUUAGCGAGAGCAUUGGCAAGUGCUUUGGUCCACUUGCAAGGAUUGAACUCGAAGACAACAAAGCAAAUUGUCUGCACGUAGACACAUUGUAAUUGUCUGCCGUUCAAAUUACUGCCAUUAUUGUUUAAGCGUGAAUGACGUGUAUGUUUUUAAUUUUAUUGUUUGCAGUUUCAAUAAAGGAGGCAAGGAUGUUCAUGUUGUAGGUAAAGACUUUGAGAAGGCGAGUCUGGUGCUGCUAUAUGCGUGCUAGACAUUACACCAAAGAGGCUGCACUUACACUACCUCGGUGCAAGAAUUGUUGUCUGUUUUGAACAUACAACGUUUAUACAGGGACAUCCUUUCUUUUUAGGAACAAACACCCCAUUAGUAUUCAAGCACAGCUUAAAUUUAGUAAAAGCAGCUUAAGUUUGGCUUGAGACCCAGCAGACAAUUACUCCGUUAAUAGAUGCCAACAUUAGGUGUUGCAUAAGGCAGAUUUACCACAUGGUGUAGAACAAAUGCUGAAGUUAAACUUGGUUGAGUACUUAUCAGGCGUAGAUGACCCUGUAAGUACAUCGUACAAUUGUAAAUUGACAGCCGUUGAAGCAGCGCUCCAGUCCGCAGUCGACCAGCUGGCAACUACCACGAGCAUGCGUGCCAAGUUCGAAAGUCAGGCCAUGUUAACUUGCACUCAGUUUGGCUCUUGCAGUGACUUCUUGCUUUCUUUGUUAAUGUGCGCAUGUUGGCUACAUUAGCCAUAAGACCGGAGAACAAACUCUUUUGCAUAUUGAUGUCAUUAAAGAUGCACACUGCCGAUACAUCACUUUUUAGGCUAUUUUGACCACUAGUAUCUUGUCAUCUUGGUAAAGUCAUUAUAAUGUGUAUAGCAUGGUGGGCAGAGGCUGAGGAAUUGCUUUCAAAUAUGUUUAGUUUAUGUUCAAGGGAGAAAUAAUCUAUUAGCAUUUGCAUUCAUUUUAUAAAGUUUUUAUGUUCGUAAUAUUUGCAGCACUUUGGGUGUUCUUAAAUUUAGUUUUUAAGGUGUGACUGUGAUGCAUUUCCCAACUAUUUUUUGUCACUUUGCUUGUGUUGAUGGCGACAGUAAAAAAAAAAAAAAAAAAAAACAAGAUGACUUCGCGAAUGAGCAUCACUUUGUACCUGGCAAAGGUUGUGCCAUGUGCUUGUUCUUGUUCCUGCAUUCCAUUUUUCAUUCAUAGCAAGAGCUGAAUGAGAAAGUAAUGUAACCUGAGAAAUGCACUAAUUUUGUCAUUGUUACUGGCUUUUUUUUUUUUUUUUGUCUUCAUUUUCCGUGAACUAUGUUUUCCUGAGCAUGACAUCUAGUUCAUUAAACCCUUCAUUAGGUACUUCUGCUGGUUGUGGAGCUAUCUCUUUAGUCCUUACAUAUAAAUUGGUGUUAUUCAGUUUCCUACAGAAAUUAGCAGGGAGGACUGUGGCACUGCUGUGCUAUCAUGCAAACGAGAUGCAGUAUGCAUGAGUAUGUCUAGUCUUUGUGCUUCUGGCUUCAGACCUUGUGGCACUAUUUAAUGUUUUAUCUUUCUAUGUUAAUGCCAGUACUAACAUAUGGUUCAAUCGCAGCCUCAGCGGCCGCAUAGCUAUGGUCAUUAUGGCAUGUAAAACCCCAGAAUAUAAUAAUUUAUAAUAUAUAAUUUUAAUGAGGGGCAGAGACAUGGAGGCUAACGAAGAAGCUUGAGAAAAGAAAAAGACGUGCAACGAAUGGUGGAACAAAUAGU